Molecule: messenger RNA, 11999 nt
Organism: Salmo salar (Atlantic salmon)
Lineage: Eukaryota; Metazoa; Chordata; Actinopteri; Salmoniformes; Salmonidae
Gene: adcyap1r1b
Product: ADCYAP receptor type Ib
Biological process (GO): cell surface receptor signaling pathway; adenylate cyclase-modulating G protein-coupled receptor signaling pathway
Cellular component (GO): plasma membrane
Molecular function (GO): vasoactive intestinal polypeptide receptor activity; peptide hormone binding; G protein-coupled peptide receptor activity
Source: RefSeq, a predicted model, not a curated record
AACGAGAGAGAGAGGCAUGCUUGUUGAAAUGCGCAGCGCAUACUUCAUGAUCGAGCGACGUGACCACACGCAGUUAACCGCAGGGCAGUGGAAUGGCAUGAUUAAAUAACAGUCAUAAUUCCCCGAACCGAGAUUCGAGUCACAGACGGAGUCAGAUCUGCGUUGAACACACUAUUUUCCAAUUAUCUUCAAUUCUCUAACUUUGCCCCUCUCUCUUGCAACGUGAAUACCCUCAUAAAUGGUGUCGAGUGAGGAGAACCUGCUUAACUGUACUCACAAGUUCCCUGGCCGUCCGUCUGCGCCCUGAGGGAGUUGCUUUGCACCACGAAAGCGCGCGGUGUUGCGGUUCUCCUCCUCUCCCCUCCAACACUAAAAAACAAGGAGAUUUAACUCAAGUCGUGCUGUUGUUUUAUGGAUAUCACCGCUGAGAUGAUCCCAAGGUGAGGCCAGAAGGCUGACCAGCAUCCUUGUCUGUCUGUGCAUCCUCAAGAGCUCACCUCCACAUCUGAUUGGACAAUUGGAGCCCCUGAGGAAAACAAAAUGUCUGCCACUAUGAGCGCCCCCCUCCUGGCCCUCCUCCUCCUCCUGCUGCCCUUGGUGUCUAGUCUCCACUACUCUGACUGUGUCAUCAAGAGAGAACACGAGAAAUGUAUGGAGAGGAUGGCAGAGGAUGACCCAGAAAACGACCUAGAGUUUAGGUGCCCAUGGUUGUGGGAUAACCUGACGUGUUGGCAGCCUGCCCGGGUGGGAGAGGUGGUCGUGGUCAGCUGUCCAGAGCUCUUCAUCCAGUUCAUGAGCGAGGAGGACGAUGAGCUAGGGAAGGUGAGUCGUAACUGUACGGAGGACGGCUGGUCUGAGACCUUCCCUCACUAUGUGGAUGCCUGCAUGUUCGACGAACCCAACGGAACCCACGAGCAUCCGGACAUGUACUACGUGUCGGUGAAGGCUCUGUACACGGUGGGGUACAGCACCUCUCUGGUUUCUCUCUGUACAGCCAUGGUCAUCCUUUGCAGGUUCAGGAAGCUGCAUUGCACCAGGAACUUCAUCCACAUGAACCUGUUUGUGUCAUUCAUUCUGAGAGCCAUCUCUGUCUUCAUCAAGGACGGGGUUCUGUACGCAGAGGAGGACAGCAACCACUGCUUCUUACACACUGUGGAGUGUAAGGUGGUGAUGGUGUUCUUCCACUACUGUGUCCUAUCUAACUACUUCUGGCUGUUCAUUGAGGGCCUGUACCUCUUCACUCUGCUAGUAGAGACAUUCUUCCCUGAGAGAAGAUACUUCUACUGGUAUACCAUCAUUGGCUGGGGGACCCCCACUAUAUGUGUGGUGAUAUGGGCAGUACUCAGGCUGCACUUUGAUGACAUAGGGUGUUGGGAUAUGAAUGAUAAUGCUGGUAUCUGGUGGGUGAUUAAGGGACCUGUGCUGGCCUCUAUCAUGAUCAACUUUGUCCUCUUCAUCGGCAUCAUAAUCAUCCUUGUCCAGAAACUGCAGUCUCCAGACAUCGGUGGGAACGAAUCCAGUAUUUACCUGCGUCUGGCACGUUCCACCCUGCUCUUGAUCCCUCUGUUUGGGAUCCACUACACUGUGUUUGCCUUCUCACCCGAAGACGUCAGCAAGAGGGAGAGGCUGGUGUUUGAGCUAGGCUUAGGCUCCUUCCAGGGCUUCGUUGUGGCUGUUCUCUACUGUUUUCUGAAUGGAGAGUAUCUCCCUGAAGGUGCAGUCAGAGAUCAAGAGGAAAUGGCGCAGCUGGACGGUGAACAGGUACUUUGCUGUGGACCUGAAGCACCGGCACCCUUCGUUGGCCAGCAGUGGGGUGAACGGGGGAACGCAGCUCUCCAUCCUCAGCAAGAGCAGCUCUCAGAUCCGCAUGUCCAGCCUACAGGCCGAGUCGCCAGCCACCUAAGCCACCUGAACUUCAACGGUGAAGCCCAGGGCCAGAGCCAGGGAGAGACCACCACUACUACUACUACUACUACUACUACUACUACUGCUACUACUACUUCUAUCACCCCUACACCAAGACCCAUCAGCCACUUCCACACUGGACCUGAUACUAUGACCAACCUCACCCCUGCACCCAACCUCACCCCUACACCCAACCUCACCCCUAUACCCACACCCAACCACAGACCACUACCAGUGACCAGCCUCACCAACCCAUACCCUUUCCCCAACCCAUAUCCAGACACUACCAACCCAUACCCAGAGACAACCAACCCGUACCCUGACACAACCCUGAUCCUGGACUCUGGAGAACGCAUCCCGGACCCUCCUAACUGCACUGCACCCAAAAGCCCAACAGAGCCCUUCAUAUAACAAACUGGAUCAACAACUCAACCUUAAUAAAGCCAUGGCGAAUCAAUCACACCCAAACUAACCCAACCCCAAGCCCUAUUCAAACUAACCUACCCAAUCCAAUCCAAACUAACCAAACCCCUAGCCCUAUUCAAACUAACCCAACCUCUAGCCCUAUUCAAACUAACCCAACCCCUAGCCCUAUCCAACUAACCAACCCAAUACAAUCCAAACUAACCCAACCCCAAGCCCUAUUCAAACUAACCUACCCAAUCCAAUCCAAACUAACCAAACCCCUAGCCCUAUUCAAACUAACCCAACCUCUAGCCCUAUUCAAACUAACCCAACCCCUAGCCCUAUCCAACUAACCAACCCAAUACAAUCCAAACUAACCCAACCCCAAGCCCUAUUCAAACUAACCUACCCAAUCCAAUCCAAACUAACCCAACCCCUAGCCCUAUUCAAACUAACCCAACCCCUAGCCCUAUUCAAACUAACCCAACCCCUAGCCCUAUCCAACUAACCAACCCAAUACAAUCCAAACGAACCCAACCCCAAACCCUAUUCAAACUAACCUCCCCAAUACAAUCCAAACUAACCCAACCCCUAGCCCUAUCCAAACUAACCCAACCCCUAACCCUAUUCAAAUGAACCAACCCAAUACAAUCCAAACUAACCCAACCCCUAACCCUAUUCAAACGAGCCAACUCAAUCCAAUCCAAACUAGCCCAACCCAUAGCCCUAUCCAAACUAAUCCAACCCCUAGCCCUAGCCAAACGAACCAACCCAAUACAAUCCAAACUAACCCAACCCCUUGCCCUAUCCAAACUAAUCCAACCCCGAGCCCUAUCUAAACGAACUCAACCCUUAACCCUAACCAAACUAACCAACCCAAUACAAUCCAAACUAACCCAAUCCCUAGCCCUAUCCAAACCAACCCAACCCAACCCCUAGCCCUAUCCAAACCAAUCAACCCAAUACAAAUCCAAACUAACCCAAGCUCUAGCCCUAUCCAAACUCACCCAACCCAAUACAGUUCAAACUAACCCAACCCAAGCCCUAUCCAAACUAACCCAACCCCUAGCCCUAUUCAAACUAACCCAACCCCUAGCCCUAUCCAAACUAACCUACCCAAUACAAUCCAAACUAACCCAACCCCAAGCCCUAUUCAAACUAACCUACCCAAUACCAUCCAAACUAACCCAACCCCUAGCCCUAUCCAAACUAACCCAAUCCCUAACCCUAUUCAAACGAACCAAACCAAUACAAUCCAAACUAGCCCAACCCCUAACCCUAUUCAAAUGAGCCAACCCAAUCCAAUCCAAACUAACCCAACCCCUUGCCCUAUUCAAACUAACCAACCCAAUACAAUCCAAACUAACCCAACCCCUAGCCCUAUCCAAACUAACCAAACCCCUAGUCCUAUCCAAACUAACCAAACCCCUAGCCCUAUCCAAACUAACCCAACCCCUAACCCUAUCCAAACCAACCCAACCCCUAACCCUAUCCAAACCAACCAACCCAAUACAAUCCAAACUAAACCAAGCCCUAGCCUUAUCCAAACUAACCCAACCCAAUACAAUUCAAACUAACCCAACCAAAGCCCUAUUCAAACUAACCUACCCAAUACAAUCCAAACUAACCCAACCCCUAGCCCUAUCCAAACUAACCCAACCCCUAACCCUAUUCAAACGAACCAACCCAAUACAAUCCAAACUAGCCCAACCCCUAACCCUAUUGAAAUAAGCCAACCCAAUACAAUCCAAACUAACCCAACCCCUUGCCCUAUUCAAACUAACCAACCCAAUACAAUCCAAACUAACCCAACCCCUAGCCCUAUCCAAACUAACCAAACCCCUAGCCCUAUCCAAACUAACCCAACCCCUAACCCUAUCCAAACCAACCCAACCCCUAACCCUAUCCAAACCAACCAACCCAAUACCAUCCAAACUAAACCAAGCUAGCCCUAUCCAAACCAACCCAACCCAACCCCUAGCCCUAUCCAAACCAAUCAACCCAAUACAAAUCCAAACUAACCCAAGCUCUAGCCCUAUCCAAACUAACCCAACCCAAUACAGUUCAAACUAAGCCAACCCAAGCCCUAUCCAAACUAACCCAACCCCUAGCCCUAUUCAAACUAACCCAACCCCUAGCCCUAUCCAAACUAACCUACCCAAUACAAUCCAAACUAACCCAACCCCAAGCCCUAUUCAAACUAACCUACCCAAUACCAUCCACACUAACCCAACCCCUAGCCCUAUCUAAACUAAUCCAAUCCCUAACCCUAUUCAAACGAACCAAACCAAUACAAUCCAAACUAGCCCAACCCCUAACCCUAUCCAAACCAACCAACCCAAUACCAUCCAAACUAAACCAAGCCCUAGCCCUAUCCAAACCAACCCAACCCAACCCCUAGCCCUAUCCAAACCAAUCAACCCAAUACAAAUCCAAACUAACCCAAGCUCUAGCCCUAUCCAAACUAACCCAACCCAAUACAGUUCAAACUAACCCAACCCAAGCCCUAUCCAAACUAACCCAACCCCUAGCCCUAUUCAAACUAACCCAACCCCUAGCCCUAUCCAAACUAACCUACCCAAUACAAUCCAAACUAACCCAACCCCAAGCCCUAUUCAAACUAACCUACCCAAUACCAUCCACACUAACCCAACCCCUAGCCCUAUCUAAACUAACCCAAUCCCUAACCCUAUUCAAACGAACCAAACCAAUACAAUCCAAACUAGCCCAACCCCUAACCCUAUUCAAAUGAGCCAACCCAAUCCAAUCCAAACUAACCCAACCCCUUGCCCUAUUCAAACUAACCAACCCAAUACAAUCCAAACUAACCCAACCCCUAGCCCUAUCCAAACUAACCAAACCCCUAGUCCUAUCCAAACUAACCAAACCCCUAGCCCUAUCCAAACUAACCCAACCCCUAACCCUAUCCAAACCAACCCAACCCCUAACCCUAUCCAAACCAACCAACCCAAUACAAUCCAAACUAAACCAAGCCCUAGCCUUAUCCAAACUAACCCAACCCAAUACAAUUCAAACUAACCCAACCAAAGCCCUAUUCAAACUAACCUACCCAAUACAAUCCAAACUAACCCAACCCCUAGCCCUAUCCAAACUAACCCAACCCCUAACCCUAUUCAAACGAACCAACCCAAUACAAUCCAAACUAGCCCAACCCCUAACCCUAUUGAAAUGAGCCAACCCAAUACAAUCCAAACUAACCCAACCCCUUGCCCUAUUCAAACUAACCAACCCAAUACAAUCCAAACUAACCCAACCCCUAGCCCUAUCCAAACUAACCAAACCCCUAGCCCUAUCCAAACUAACCCAACCCCUAACCCUAUCCAAACCAACCCCUAACCCUAUCCAAACCAACCAACCCAAUACCAUUCAAACUAAACCAAGCCCUAGCCUUAUCCAAACUAACCCAACCCAAUACAAUUCAAACUAACCCAACCCAAUGCAAUCCAAACUAACCCAACUCCUAGCCCUAUCCAAAACAACCAACCCAUUAGAAUCCAAACUAACCCAAUCCCUAAAACUAGUCCUGUUUAUGCCAACCCUGUAACUACCUAAUUAUCCUUUUUUUGUCUGUAUAUGAAGGUAUUUUCUGACUUUAUUGAACAGGGAAAGGAUGCUAGUGGUGAAAGAUAUAGGUUGAGUGGGCCUGAUUCAAACCCAUGCCAACAACCAAUCCAACCCAUCCAUAUCCAACCAAACCCAACACCUAGUCCUAUUCCUAACCAAACCCCAACCCACCACUAUCCAAACUAACCCAACACCUAGUCCUUAGCAAUCCAACUCAUCCAUACCCAAACUAACCCAACACCUAGUCCUAUUCCUAACCAAACCCCAACCCACCACUAUCCAAACUAACCCAACACCUAGUCCUUAGCAAUCCAACUCAUCCAUACCCAAACUAACCCAACACUUAGUCCUUAGCAAUCCAACUCAUCCAUACCUAAACUAACCUGACUCCUAUUUCUAUCCAAACCAGCCUAUCACUAUGUAAACUAACCCAGCCAACCCUGACUUAACCUACCCCAACAUUAAAACCCAACUCUACCAGACAGGAACAGAAAACCUAACACCUCACCAGCAGCACCUGUUCACGAGCAGUUGUAGGUGAAUCCACCUUUAAACUGUUACAACUACAGUGUCUCCAUCAUGGAGCAAACCACCAUCAGUGGUAGUGGCCUAGCAGUGAAUGUCAAUCACCAUUCAGAAACCAUCAGACAAGGAUCUUUACAAGGAAGGCAGAAGGCUAUGAAGGAAAAGCAUGGUUAAUGGUCUGUACAUAUCAUCAUGGUGUUAUGUCAAAAAGCUUCCCCCCGUUAGGUGUAUCAUGUAGAGCAGAAGAGGUGGACCACUUCAGUGCUGCUGAAUCAUCCAUGUAAUACCACUGGUCAUUGCAAUCAUAUCAUCAUGUCCGAAGAAUGACAAUAAGUAUUUAACAACUCCUCCUCCUCUCUUUCCUCAGUCUGUCUUUCAGCUUGUUGCAGACUCAAGUUAAGACUGUUUUGUUGUUCUGGGUAUAGUUGUUGUUAUGGCAACUCACUUACGGAGCAGUAACAAAACCAUAAAGCCUCAAUCAGAGUCCAAAAUGUGCAUGUGUACGCACAGCAGUGUUCUAGAAUAUUGGACCGUUGGCUUUCAUACUUUUUGAAUUCUCAGCAGAGCACGUUGGUUGGGAAUUUUGGCAAGGUGCUGUGCGUCCCCAGCGAAUUGUGGUCUCAGAGCCACGUAGCUACAGUAUGUCACAAUGGGAUGCCGGACUAUCACGUCACUAAGUCUGUGGCCGGACUAUCGUGUCAAUGAGUCUGUUUGACUCUGAAUUAAGCUUUACACGUCCUGUACAGGAGAGGCAACCAACCGGCCAAUCAAGACAGACUGACCUAAUGUAAAUAUUUAUCAGCUGACCAAUCAGGUUGCAAGUGUGAGCCUGUUUGUAGAGGGCAUAGAUUUAGAUAGACAUUGCAUCUUUGUAUCUGUCCCACUAUGGCAUCUGUGAGAGAAAAGGCAACACCAUUGAGACCAUGUCCAGUUUGAAGUAGUCACUUUAUUAUUUUACUACUUCUAAGAGUUGGUAAACAAACUGAAAGGGUGCAUACUGUGAUCUGGACUAUUAUUUUAACAGGUAUAAAUGUUGCCGAUUUACUGCCACCUGCAGUUAUGGAAUGUUUGCUCACAAGAAUAAUUAAUUGGCUGAUCCCUCCUGAUGACCUGGAUAGAAUUAUGUGAUCCUUUCUUAACCCAUUGGAAGUUCCACCCAGUUGACUACUUAAAAAUGGUGAAAGUCCCAAAUGGCACUUCCCAUGCUAAAAAAGGCUUUUGGGCACUAGUGUUGUCUAUCUAAGUCUAUGGUAGAGGGAGAAUCAUGUGAGGUUACUGUAAAAUAAUGAACAGUGAAAGGACACAAAAUGGAGGCUAACACACUGCAUCAUGGGAUACUAUUCAGGCCUGGAGACUCAAGCCAGGAUCAAGGCAAAAUAAAUAAUUACUGGACCAACAGUAGAAACAAUGUCUCUUAAAAUAUGAAGAUAAGAGUCAACCACGACCAGAAGUAGAGCAUCAUAGUGCUUUGUAUGACCGUAUAUGACGUCAACAGCUAUGUGUCAGCCAAUGGCACAGGCCACCUUUUCCUGUGUAAGCUGUGAUUGGUGGAGUGACAGGAAGAUGAUGAUGUCACUUCCUCCUUGCUAUAUGUACCACUGUUACUAGAGAUUGAGGAAUUCUUCCCACUGGGCACACACUGGUUGAAUCAAUGCUGUUUCCAUGUAAUUUCAAUUAAAUUAUGUUGAACCAAAGUGGAAUAGAUGUUGAAUUGACGUCUGUGCCCAGUGGGAUUCUUCUGAGGAAGACAGAUGACAUGGGUAAAACCAGUAUUUAUGUGAAAGGUAUAUUUUCUACAGUUCAAUUACGAGGAAUGAAAUGCCAAAAAUAAAACAUGCGUUAAGGUAAGAUGGUCAUCUAUUUUAGAAGUUAUUUUAGAAGGAUGAACAAUGCUAAGGUUUGCCAACUACGACCAUUACACACCAAACCUCUUUAAAUCUUAGCAUUGCUUAUGAUGAGAAGAUGCCUUGGUUCAUUUCGGGAGAGGAUUGAUAGUGCCACUAGUUUUAAACAGCCGGUAGUACAGAAAAUGUCAACGACAACUUACUCAUGAAUGGGUAUCAUGAGUUCAAUGUAUAAUUGUGUUACAAUGUCUGCAUGAAUUGUAUUUUUCUUUCUUCUUUUGAAUCUGUUUACAAUAGUUUUGUGAGAUUAUUACUGUACCUGACGCUGAAAAGGCAAUGCAGUCCAAUCUAGAUUUUACUUCGUUUCUUCAGCAGUCUCUCAGCUAGCUUCAAUAUGUAUAUUUAAGAAAAUAGAUAACUUAGACCGACAGAAAGUAUUUUACCACAUUGAGUUUUGAUAAACACCUUCCUGAAUUGUGUUUUUAAAAAAGUAUUAUUUUGGGGUAUUUCUCUCAUUCCAAAGAUGAACAAUAGACUCCACACUGAGUUUGCACGGCCGUAUACAUUUGCAAAGGCUGAGUAAAAGCUUUGCAACUGAUGUCACUAAAGAUUUGAUCCUUUGGUCUGAUUUAACUAUUAUUAUUAUAUAUUCUAAUCCCAUGUUAAUCCUAAUCCCAUGUUAAUCUCUCCUAGUAUACUUUAGUCUCCAAAGUGCCUUUAUGCACAAAACGGCAAGUAUUUCUGUUAAUCUGAGAGAUUUUUUUUAGACAUUAUUUUUUAAACGAAACUGCAAAGUAUGUAAAAACAUGUGGUCAACAAAAGUGCUUUUAUGAUGUUACACUGAAUCAGUAUUUUAUUAACCUGGAGGCCUUUGAAGUAUCUAGAGCUCAUUUCUGGUUUAAGAUGGGCGUAACCUAUGAACUUUAACCUACGACCUAUAACCUAUGACCGAUUACCUUUUGAAAUAAGCCACUUUUAUUUUGAGUAAAUAUCUACUAUGGUCUAUCUAUAUCAUAUACACAAUAAUAGGUAUGAUUGAUUGACUCUGUUCUAUUUUGCAGCAUUCAGUCCUUUAUACUCAUAAUAUUUUUUGUAUAUCAAAAUAAUGGGACACUGGUUGAUUUAAUUAAGUGACUGUGCACCGUUUGUGACUGCAGGCAAAUGCUGUGCUUUUUAACUGGAGAGAAAGACAAAUAUAUAUAUAUAUAUAUAUAUAUAUAUAUAUAACAAAAAGGCAAUUAUUUGUCUUUAUUUGUACUGUACGUGACCAAACCAAAUUGAGAAUAUAUAUAUAUAUUCUCAAUUUGGUUUGGUCACGUACAGUACGAAUAAUUGCCUUUAUUCUCAAACUGAAACGGGGAAAAAAAAGUUUUGUCAUAUUAUUUUAUUUAUUUGUCGAUGUAUACUAUAAACUAUAGAUAAUGCAACAAUGCAUAUCUGUAAACAGUGUGUUAGCGUGUCAAACGUUUGAUGAACAGUUGAUGACUCCACAACUCCCCAGCCCAACUGAAAAAGCACAGCUCUUUAACAGUAUUAUCUGAUCAGAAACACAAAACUUCCUGUUAGGAAUAGUUUCCCAUUGUUCAUUAAAGAAGCAUGACAAGGAGGGCUUAAGAAGAAUGACAAGGAGGGCAGACAGAAAGCAGUAAUGUGCUGUGUUUUUCUUAAGUCUGGACCUGUCUUUAGCACUCCUACUCUUGAGACGCUUUACACUGGCCUUUAAUAUGGGUCCAUCCAUGCGUGUGCGAAUACAGAUGGCCAAAAGGUGUCCCUGUUUCACUGUGAAACAGGUUGGACAAUCAGAAAAAGAUGAUCUGCUUUUGGUUUCCACACCAAGUUGAAUGUUUAGCAGGAGUUCCUUAUUAAAACCAUAAUGACAGUCUCAGCAUGUCAUGAGCCAAUUUUAAGAGUAUGAAUACAUUUUCAAGACUAUUUAUGUUAUGAAAUAUACAUAGCCUUAUAUCGCCGGUCAAUGUGAUGUCAAUUAGAGAUGUAAUCAUUCUAAGAAUACAGUAUAUGGUUUAUUAAAUCUGUUGUUAUAAUGAAUAAUGAAGUAGUUAUCUACAUACAUGUACAGUAGUUUAGAUGUGUCCCAUUUGCACCCUUUUCUCUAAUCCUUGUAUAGUGUACUACUUUUGACCAGGACCCAUAGGGAAAGGUUAUGCACUAAAUAGGGAAUUGGGUGCCAUUUGGGAUGGAGACUGUGUUUUACAAAUAUGUGUAGUCUACCAUUGUGGCUUAUAAAUGGUCAAACUGAAUUCUGCCGUUUCAUUGUGUAAGACAGUAUCUUGUAGAUGGAGUCGUCCGUGGUGCAAAGUGCAUAUUAGCAGUCAUUAGAAUUUUGCUCCGUGGUUGUUAUCAUUUUAGUAUUAUUUUUGGUGAUAGUGAUUGUUCAAAUAUGAAGCAUAUUGUAUUGCUGCCUAUAAUCUAUUGUAGACUGAUGCAUGCAUCUCCUGAUGGUUUGAUCCCUUUCACCAAGCUGUGUUGAUUAUUCUGCAGAUGAAAUCUUACUGGGAGAUGAUGGAACCUUUUAUAGACAUGUUUUUAACAGUUCACAGAAUCCUGAGGGAAUUCUAAGUGUGACAUUCGUUUUACUGCAUUCUGAUCAUGUAGUCAGCUAUUUCAAGGAAAAAGCAGCUCCAAGGAAGGAAAAUACAAUGGUGUUCAAUAGUGAAUAAUUAUUUAAAACUAUUUAACCAGAAAGGGGCAUAGGGUUAGAAAGCCAUCCACUAAAAUGUGAAUAAUAUUUUUCUGUUUGAAAACAGAGUUGCUGGUCAAUUGUCAUUAAGAAGGGGCAUUUUAAAACAUCUAUGAUCGGAGCUAGUCAGAACCACCGGUCCCCUGUUCAUUCAAUUUCUAUUGAAUGUUAAUACGUUUCAGAGUCCUUUGACAUGAGGGUAAUUGCCAUACUACAUUUCUAAAUGAAUAGCCAAUACCUUUUAUAGUUUCCACCCAUAGCAAAAUGACAUUUAGAAAGCUGGCUCUGUUUUGGAUGGAAAAGAGACAACAGGGCUGUGUUCAGCAGGGCACCAUGUUGUGGAACACUCAGACAGAAAUACAUAAUGUAGAACAAACAUGUCACUCUGAAAUGUAAGCUCUAUUCAUGCCAUUUCUAUCUGCAACGUUCCACAUUUGCCUACCUAACAUAGCCCAGGACAAGGUACUGUACACUGAUGGCUGAAUGUAAUGUAACUGUUGUAUCUGUGGUCUGAAGGGUUGGGCUCAAUUACAUUUCAAUUCAGUCAAUGCCGGAAGUAAACAAAACAUUUUCUCAAUGCUUUUUAAUGGAAAACAAAUGGAAUUAUGAAUUUCAGUUUGAAUUUAAAUGGAAUUUGCGACAAUUCUGGUGAUCUGACCGCUGCCUGCUUCAGUCUGUUUUUAAAGUCAUGUUGUCAUUUGAUCUUCUGUUUCACCGCUGCGCUGUAUAAAUGUCUUCUUGUUUUGAUGUAUAUAUUAAAACAGGGGUAGGAAACCCUGUUCUUGGUGUGCCGCAGGUACAGCAGGAUUUUGAUCCAUCUAGGCACCACGCUGGACCAACUGAGCUUAUUGAUCAGUUCAGUUAUUGCCUAAAUUCAACACACCUGGUCUUCCAGGUUGGUUAAAUCCAAAACAUGAAGUGCCUGUGGCACACCAGGACCAGAGUUGCCUACCCCUGUAAUAAAGAGGUUUUGUACAUUAUUAUUGAAUUAUUGACUUUAAGUCGUAAUAAAUGUUUUGGACUUGUUGACGCAUUGA